AUGGGUAAAAAACCAUUCAUCGAUCGUAAGAAUGCAAGGCAUUUUCAUUUAGUUCAUAGAUCACAAAAAGAUCCUUUAAUAAGCGAUCAUGAAGCUUCUUCAAGAGUAUUAGUUGAAGUUGUUCCAACUAACUUGAGGGGAAAAAACAAACAAAUUGAAUAUAAUGAUAUUGAUGAUAUUGAUGAUCAACAAAGAAAAGAUGAAAUUGAAAGUCGUGUUGGAAAAGCAGCAUUGUACGGAAUACAUUUUGAUGAUACAGAAUAUAAUUAUCUCCAACAUUUAAAACCAAUUGGUGAAAAUGAAGGUGGUGCAAUAUUUAUUGAAGCUCCAAAAAGAGAAAAGAGAGAAAAGAAGAAAGGUGGAAAUAUUGAAUUAAAAAAGGGUGAUGAUGAAUUAGAAGAUAAUAAAGAUGCAUCGUCAACUUCUAAGAAAGACCGAAAAGUUAGGAUAUUACUUCCAGAAGAAGUAUUACCAUCAAAGGAAGAAUUGCCUGUGGGGCUGUUAAAUCAAUCAGCAAUCCCUGAAGAUAUACAGGGAUUUCUGCCUGAUAUGGAUCCAAGACUUCGAGAAACGUUAGAAGCGCUUGAAGAUGAUGAAUAUGUGGAAAAUGAUUUGGAUGAUGAAUUCUUUUCAGCAUUAAAUGCCGAAAACAACGAAUUUUAUGAAGAACAAGAGGAGGAUUUCGAACCUGAAGAAGAAAUUGAAAAUUGGGAAUCGGAAACUACUGGUGGUUAUUCAAUGACGAGUUCUAUUAUGUUUAGAAAUGAUAAACUUCGAUUAUUAGAUGAACAAUUCGAAAAGAUUGAAAAGGAAUAUACUGAGGUUGAAGAAGAUAUAGAAUCCGAUGAUAAAUCAACGUCUUCCUCACAAAUACGUCAAGAUUUCUCGCAAAUUCUUGAUGAAUUUCUUGAUAAGUAUGAAAUUAGUGGUUGUAAAAUUGUACAAAAAUUGGAAGGUGAUAAUGUACAAGAUCAAUUAGAAACCGUAAGAAGAAGUUUAGGAAAAAUUAAUUUAAAUGAUGGAGUCAGUCAAGAUAAUAUAAUAAAUGAAAAAGAUGGCUCGGUUGAAAGCAUAAAAAAAGAAGCCUGGGAUUGUCAAUCUAUUUUGAGUACAUAUUCGAAUUUCGAAAAUCAUCCUAUUCUAAUUAGAGAAAUACCUCAUCAAAAGAUUAAUAUCAGUCAAAAGUCUGGUUUACCUGUAUUGGAGUCGUCCGUUGAAAAUAAAGAGAAGGAUAAUGAUGAAGAGGGAAUAAAGAUCAAGAUGGACGAAAAGGAUCAAAUAAAAGUGAAUAUCGGUGCAGCUAGAUCAAAAAAUGAAUCUAAAGAAGAAAAGAAAUUACGUAAGCAGAUUAAUAAGGAUGAAAAGAAGAAUCGUCGAGUUGAGAAGAAGUCGCUUAAAAGAGCUUUUGCUAAAGAACGCACGAAACAAAACAAAAUUUCACAUGAUCUAUCACAAAAUCAUUCUGGCGCUAUCCAUUUGGAUUAA
Messenger RNA from Funneliformis mosseae, 1485 nucleotides. Lineage: Eukaryota; Fungi; Glomeromycota; Glomeromycetes; Glomerales; Glomeraceae. The record is from the annotation of a GenBank genome assembly.